GUACGACUUACCUGCUUGGGAUGCAAUCAUCAGAGCGGUGUUGCCUUCAUUGUCCUGGUGAUUUGUGUCUAUAAAGGGACAGUUGUGGAGCCCAUAUACAAUGUCCACGAAACCUUUGAAGCAAGCCACCAUCAAGCCAUUCUGUUGGUAAUAACGAAUCUUCCGCAGAGAGACGGGUUCAUUACGAGCGCAUGCUUGAUACAGUGUUGAUGCUGCACGCCCGUUUGCUAUCUCCGGCAUGUGCUGUGGAAGCACCGAGUCGUCAGAGAGGAUGCUGUCUGAAUCGGACUCGCUCUCCAACAGAGACAUGCCGUCCUCAUCAGGGCCUGAGCCCAGGUGGGGGUCCUCCGAUGCGGUGGCCAUCUUCCAACAGCAAAACAGAGCAGAGAGGUCACAGUUUCCUCCUGGGCCUGUAAAUAGAGGUUUCAGAAGCCAACCGGGAAAAACUGUUGCCCGAUGAAAAAGAUCAGGACAUGCGGACACAGUUCAAGUGGACCAGAAAGUCCAGUGUGGCUGAAGGAUGCAGAGCAGAGUCUUACUCUGUGGCGGGCAGUGACGGCAGUAUCCCCCCAUCAGUGGUCUCUGUGCCCCACCAGGCCUCAGGCAGCUCCAGCCCCUGCUCACACUCCUCGUCUGGAGGAUCACGGCACCCUGUCAGCGCCCUCAAGAAAUGGCUCACCAAUCCCGUCCGCAAGCUGAGCUCUGAUACCAGAGGAGGAGCGGGAAAGGUCGAGAAGCAGAUGAACAGUUCAGACGAGAGGCAGCCGCCUUCGUUCCUUUCCCGCAAUGAAACUCAGCCAAGGCCUCUGGACCUGCACAACACCUACACCAUCCUCACCUCUGGAGAUACAGUGUGGAAAGACGGUCUGUUGAGUCCAGCAACUCCUUCACCUACACAGCCGUCCUGUCAGGGCUACUUAUCUGACGUCCUGCAAGGCAGAGACACACAGAGUCUAAGUCAAAAAUCCAGCAUCAACACUCUCCAGUGGGAAGACGGCUGCACUGUGACUGAUGACUCAGCCAGCCAGUGGUCUGCUACAGUGGACAGCGAAGAGGAGAGAAACAUUGCCUUAGAGAAAAGCAUAUAUGUGCUGACUGAGCUGAUAGAGACAGAAAGGCUGUAUGUGGAAGAUCUUGGGCUCAUAGUUCAGGGCUACAUGGCCACCAUGGCCAAUCAGGGAAUUCCAGAGGACAUGAAAGGGAAGGACAGGAUUGUGUUUGGAAACAUCCACCAGAUCUACGACUGGCAUAAGGAUUAUUUCCUGGGAGAGCUGGAGAAAUGUGUGGUUGAACCAGACAGCCUGGCCCACCUCUUCAUCAAACACGAACGGCGUCUUCACAUGUAUGUGGUUUACUGUCAGAACAAACCCAAAUCAGAGCACAUUGUCUCUGAGUACAUUGAGACCUACUUUGAGGAUCUCAGGCAGCAGUUGGGUCACAGGCUGCAGCUCAACGAUCUGCUCAUCAAACCCGUUCAGAGGAUCAUGAAGUAUCAGCUACUGCUGAAGGACUUCCUGAAGUACUACAGGAAAGCAGGAAGGGAUGUUGAGGAGCUGCAGAGUGCGGUGGAGGUGAUGUGUUUUGUGCCAAAACGCUGUAAUGAUAUGAUGAAUGUGGGCAGGCUCCAAGGUUUUGAGGGGAAAAUCACAGCUCAGGGGAAGCUGCUCCAGCAGGAUACCUUCUCUGUCAGCGAGCAGGAAAGUGGCCUCCUGUCCAAAGCCAAGGAGAGGCGGGUCUUCCUGUUUGAGCAGCUCGUCAUCUUCAGUGAGCCAAUCGAUAAGAAAAAAGGUUUCUCUUUGCCAGGGUACACUUUUAAAAACAGCAUCAAGGUCAGCUGUUUGGGCGUGGAGGAGCACUCUGAGGAAGAUCCAUGCUGUCUGGUCUUGACAUCCCGCGGGACUGACGGCAGUGUGACGCGCUUCAUCAUGCAGGCGUCGUCUCCAGAAAUACAGCACGCUUGGCUCAGUGAUGUGAUCCAGAUCCUAGAGACUCAGAGAAACUUCCUUAAUGCCCUUCAGUCUCCAAUUGAGUACCAACGCCGGGAAAGCAAGUCAAACAGCUUGGGCAGGAAUAUGGAGUCUAGAUCUGUGUGUGGUCAACGACCUCACUCCUCAGCAUCCAUGGACCGACGUCAGCGACCCUGUCUGCUGUCUUACAACAACUCCCUGCCCUCUCUGCAUCCAGCACAACACUGCCCGGCUGCGAAGGCAGUUUCUAAUCCUUGUGCUGUGAUACCUGGUGCAGCUGACUCUCCACUCUCCCCCUUCCAUCAACUCAGUCUGUGCACAGAGGUGAGACAUGCCUGUGGGACGUCCAAUUGCCUGCCACCCUGCAGCCAGCACAGCAUGCAGGUUGUGACUGCCAGUUUCCAGGCGACCACAUUAAAUGACGGUGGGAGUUAUUCAGCGUAUCGACCAAACAACCUGGAUCAGCUCACAGAGAGCGAGCAGUAAUAACCUGCGCGGACAAAUGAACUCACUUUACCCCUCUGGAGUAAAAACGCCUCGACUGAGUCAGAGUGCUCUGUCAGCAUUGUUUGUUUCCCUUGUACAGAAAUCAUCAAGGUCUCAGUGUUUCUGUCUUCACACAUUAUCCUAAAUUUCCUUCACAUAACAUUGUGAUUUAGGCUUAUCUGGAUUUGAUCUCGGUUUAAUAAUUUGUGUGUAGAUGUGUGUAUACUCUGCAUGUACACACAUCUACAGAUGGUGAUGACAAAUUAGUUUAAAAAAUAUGUGUUUGAAGCACCACAGAGACUGUACUUUAUAUUGUAUAUGUAUACAUUUCUUACUUUUUCCAUUGAAAAUUCCUUGAUGGAUAUUUUUGUAAUGCGUAAUAUUUUCAUAAGGGACCAAUUCCAUUUAAUCCCACUGAGAACUGGGAUCUCAAAUCCCUUUACACAAUCAUACUCUGUAGAUGUCCGUACAUUCCCUGCAUGUUAGCAAAUAGCUGUGUUUUCCCUUCGGUGGGCUAUUUUAACCCUGCCAUUGUUACAGUGUUAUCUGAACUAAACACAUUUGAAAACUCACAUAGAGCACACAUCAGAAAGAGGAAAAAGGGAACAAUGAUAAAACAGAGAUCUUCAUCUUUCACUGUCCUAUUGAAUGGUAAUAAUCUCAUGUGGGAUCAUGUGGGAUCAUAUCAAUGCAUCUCUUUCACAUGUGGUGUCCUGAUAUACACAGAAUUAAAGAGAAAUGCUGUUCA
Messenger RNA from Micropterus dolomieu (smallmouth bass), 3201 nucleotides. RefSeq names its product Rho guanine nucleotide exchange factor (GEF) 25b (gene arhgef25b). Gene Ontology annotation, molecular function: guanyl-nucleotide exchange factor activity. Gene Ontology annotation, cellular component: plasma membrane; cytoplasm. The transcript is spliced from 19 exons. The coding region runs from base 474 to 2453 and encodes 659 amino acids. NCBI's taxonomy places the organism in Eukaryota, Metazoa, Chordata, Actinopteri, Centrarchiformes, Centrarchidae. The record is from RefSeq and is a predicted model, not a curated record. Gene Ontology annotation, biological process: axon guidance.